UCACUCAAUCCCAAGAAAGGCCGUUCUUUGCAUUUUCUAUCGUUUCAUGUCUGAGUGAAGGAGGAAACAAACCCCAAAAACCUCUGUAAAACCCAGAAGAUGCAGCUUUCUUCGUUUCCAAUUUCACCUUCCAAAAUCUUCCCUUUCACCAAGUAUCAUGGCCCUCCAGUGAUUAUUCACCAGCUCGCUGCACAGAUACAGACCCACCGUAGCAAUUUCGUGAGUCCUGUCAAAGUCUCUGGCUAUUUCUCAUCGAUUAGCCGAGCAAUUGAGGAAGAAGAAGAGUAUCGGAAAGCACGCGCCGCCGUUAAUCGAAAAGGCGUCGAAUUGGAGAGUUAUGCAAUUGAGGGGAUUUCUGUAGGUGGGCAUGAGACUUGUGUUAUCGUCCCUGAGCUCAAAUGUGUCUUUGAUAUUGGGAGGUGCCCUUCUCGUGCUAUUCAGCAGAAGUUUCUUUUCAUCACUCAUGCUCAUCUUGAUCAUAUUGGAGGGCUACCAAUGUAUGUAGCGAGCCGUGGUUUAUACAAUCUUGAGCCACCGAAAAUAUUUGUGCCACCAUCUAUUAAAGAAGAUGUUGAGAAGCUCCUUGAGAUUCACAGGACUAUGGGUCAAGUAGAGUUGAAUGUAGAAUUGAUACCACUUGAUGUAGGUGAAACUUAUGAGUUGCGGAAUGAUAUUGUUGUUAGACCGUUUGCAACUCACCACGUUAUACCGAGUCAGGGUUAUGUCAUUUACUCGGUGAGGAAGAAGUUGCAGAAGCAAUAUGCUCACCUCAAAGGCAAACAGAUAGAAAAGAUUAAAAAGUCUGGCGUCGAGAUUACAGACACCAUAUUAUCCCCUGAGAUAGCCUUCACUGGAGAUACAACUGCAGAGUAUAUGCUUGACCCUCGUAACGCUGAUGCACUGAGGGCAAAAGUUCUUAUAACCGAGGCAACUUUCUUGGAUGAAAGUUUUAGCACUGAGCAUGCGCAGGCACUCGGUCAUACUCAUAUAUCUCAGAUUAUUGAGAAUGCAAAGUGGAUCCGAAGCAAAACUGUAUUAUUAACGCAUUUCUCAUCACGUUACCACGUAGAGGAAAUCCGCGAAGCUGUGCUUAAGUUGCAAUCAAAAGUAUCCGCAAAAGUUAUUCCUCUUACAGAAGGUUUCAGGUCAAGAUAUUCUUAAGAGAGCUCGAAUGAUAUUGCAAGCAAAAGUAGGUAUUUGAAACAUCUUUGUCUGUAAUUUCUUAGGGAACUCGCUAAUGUAAGUUAACAUGGAGUUAAAUGAAAAAAACAAAUCAAGAUUAUAAGGAUAC
Molecule: messenger RNA, 1291 nt
Organism: Arabidopsis arenosa
Lineage: Eukaryota; Viridiplantae; Streptophyta; Magnoliopsida; Brassicales; Brassicaceae
Source: the annotation of a GenBank genome assembly